Messenger RNA from Cicer arietinum (chickpea), 727 nucleotides. RefSeq names its product nodulin-13-like. The record is from RefSeq and is a predicted model, not a curated record. Gene Ontology annotation, molecular function: protein phosphatase inhibitor activity; abscisic acid binding; signaling receptor activity. Gene Ontology annotation, biological process: defense response; abscisic acid-activated signaling pathway. Lineage: Eukaryota; Viridiplantae; Streptophyta; Magnoliopsida; Fabales; Fabaceae. Gene Ontology annotation, cellular component: nucleus; cytoplasm.
UUUAUUUACCAUUGUCUAUUCAACAAUAGUUAUCUAAAGUAGUUAGAAAUAAUGGGUGUUUUCAGUACAGAAAGUGAGUUUGUUUCCUCUAUUUCUGCUGAAACAUUAUUCAAAGCCAUUGCUGAAGAUAGUAUUGAUAUAUUCCCCAAAGCUUUACCAAGCUUAUUUGAGAGUGCUGAAAUCAUUGAAGGAGAUGGAGGUCCUGGAACCAUUAAAAAGCUUAAUAUUAUCGGAGGUUUAGGGAGUGUGAAGAACCGGGUAGAUGCGAUUGACAAAGCAAACUAUGUGUACAAUUAUAGUAUAAAUGAAGGUAUUGCUUUGUCAGAUCAACCUCUAGAGAAGAUAUCUUUUGAGUACAAAUUGGUGCCAAAUCCUGAUGGAGGAUGCAUUGUGAAGUCAACAAUCAAAUAUUAUACCAAAGGUGAUGCUCAACUUUCUCAACAAUAUUUGGAUGAUGGAAAUGAGAGAUGCAAUAGUUUCACCAAGGCUGUUGUGGAUUACCUUCAACAAAAUCCUAAUUACAACUAAUUAAUUAACUAAUUCAGUGUUACUAAUUAAUAAUAAUGGGAUCCAUUUAUUUGUUGUGUUAUGUUCCAAUAAUUAACAUUUCAAUUUGCUUUAUGAGAAUAGUUAGUUUGUGCUUUACUUAAAAGUGGUUUGUAUACCUAAGCUCUUACUAUUACUACCUAUAGCAUUAUUAAAUAAUUAUAAAUUUAAGUUUGCUCUA